AUGCAGACUAGAUUCAAUUGCACCCAGAACAGAGCAAAGAAGAUGGUCUGCUUUGUUUGGUCUCUGUCAAUCAUUCUAGCCACGCCUAUUUUAUAUGGACAAUCACUGCGGGCAGUAGGUGAAGAUGGUGAUUUGUUCUGGUGUGUCAAGAUGUGGCCGUCGAAAGCUGUCGAACGCUUGUUUGAAAUCUGGAUGCUGGUACUCGUACUCAGCAUUCCACUUUCAGUCAUGAUCUUUGCCUACGUCGGCAUCUGCAGAGAGCUCUGGAACGUAAUGGCCAUGAGAGGAACCAUGGUGGCCAGGAGGUAUGCUUGCGUAAUAUUUUUCAAUACCAUCUCCCUUUGCGUAAUAUUUUACGUCAUUUUUGAUUACGUAUUAUUUCAUACUAUAUCCUCGUAUUAA
Helobdella robusta is the source of this 402-nucleotide messenger RNA. RefSeq lists its product as hypothetical. Lineage: Eukaryota; Metazoa; Annelida; Clitellata; Rhynchobdellida; Glossiphoniidae. Bases 1 to 402 code for a protein of 133 amino acids. Gene Ontology annotation, cellular component: membrane. Gene Ontology annotation, molecular function: G protein-coupled receptor activity; peptide binding. Gene Ontology annotation, biological process: G protein-coupled receptor signaling pathway. The transcript is spliced from 3 exons. The record is from RefSeq and is a predicted model, not a curated record.